Messenger RNA from Xenopus tropicalis (tropical clawed frog), 2259 nucleotides. It is a transcript of the gene klf2, whose product is annotated as KLF transcription factor 2. Lineage: Eukaryota; Metazoa; Chordata; Amphibia; Anura; Pipidae. The record is from RefSeq and is marked provisional. Gene Ontology annotation, cellular component: nucleus. Gene Ontology annotation, biological process: positive regulation of DNA-templated transcription.
CAUGCACACACGGACCUCUCCGCAACAGGGAUCGGGGAGUUCGCAAAUCCUAUUUAAUUCGUCAUUUUUAAUUGUAACUUUUUUUUUCGUUUUGCUGACAAUCUGACUCGGACAAGACGUUGGGAUGGCUCUGAGCGAGACCAUUCUCCCUUCUUUUGCUACGUUUGCAAGCCAAGAUAGGUGGAAGUGCGAUUAUGAGUCCAAGUCUCCCCGCAGCAGCUGUGGCAUUCCAGAUGUAAUGCAGAGCCCAGACGCCUUCUCUACUAAGAAGGAAGAUGAAGAUUUAAACAAUGUGCUGGAAUUUGUGUUGGCUAUGGGUGGUGACAAAAGUGUCCAAAUCUGUGGAGAAUAUUCAAUGGCACCUUCAGAGUCCUGCAAUUACUACCAAACAAGCCCUUCUCCGGGAAGCUACAGCACAGACCACAGCCCUCCUCCUUACAGUUCAGGUAGCCUCAUGACUGAACUGAUUAGGUCUGACAUGGACAACUACUGCCAUCCCAGCAAUGUUCAAGGGAGGUUCUUUGUGACUUCAAAUUUUGACUUUCCAGAUACUAUAAAAGCAGAACCUGACAUGGAUUCAUAUGGACCAGUAAUGGGCAUGGUUCCCCAGUCCUGCACAAAGAUCAAGCAAGAGGGCAGUACUGCUUGUAUGAUGGCAUAUGAACAGCCUAGACUUGCCAAUUCUCCUCAGAUGGGUGGCCCUGACACCCCUCCUUUGAGCCCUGAUGACAUAAUGUUAAGUGAAUGCCAGUCCCAAUUGAUGUGCCAUCCCUCAGUGCCUUAUGGUCAUAACUAUCAGCACACUGGCUUCCAUCACCAGUCACCUGUCCAGUACCAAAAUACCUCCCAGUAUGGCAUGUUUGAGGACAAUCUGCCCAUGCAGCCUUCAAUUGCCAGGGGCAUGAUAACCCCUCCCUGCUCCCCUUUGGAAAUUCUGGAUACCAAGCCAAAGAGAGGCCGCAGAUCUUGGCCCAGGAAAAGGACAGCAACACACACUUGCUCUUAUGCUGGUUGUGGGAAGACCUACACAAAGAGUUCCCACUUGAAAGCUCAUCUCAGAACACACACAGGUGAGAAGCCAUAUCACUGCAAUUGGGAAGGAUGCGGCUGGAAGUUUGCCCGAUCUGAUGAACUGACUCGCCAUUUCCGUAAGCAUACUGGCCACCGGCCCUUCCAGUGCCACCUGUGUGACCGUGCCUUCUCUCGAUCCGACCACCUUGCACUGCACAUGAAGAGGCACAUGUAAAACUGAGACUUGUGUGUAAAGCAAUGAAAAGGCAGUGGGUAUUCAGGAACCUUACAUGGCCAAAUGAACUCUGCCACUGGCCCUUGUUAGCGGGCCAUACUGUAGCUGGUACUGCAUGGGGUGGCAUUUUUCCUUUUGCAACUUUGCUGGACCCCUCGAGGAAUAACUUGACUUAAAGGCUGGACCUGUAUCUUGGACUUCAAGCAUUAACUGGAACUCUUCUGAGACUGAGUUUGCUGGGAUAUGUCUGUAUGUUCAUAUAGUACUUAAUGAUUGUUAACACUUUGCCUUCUUAGAAAGUGGCAAAAAGCAUUUUAUAAGGGCAUUGAUAAGAAUAAAUCUACCCUAACAGCAGCGCAUCCAAUAAUGCAGAGUAUCUCCAUACACAUUCACCUCCAUUUCUUCCCCUUCCCUAAAGUACUUAAAUGAAUGCACUGGUUAACUCCAGUUUCCGCUUCAAAACCAUGCACUUCUCCCUCUUUCACCACUGGAAUCCAGGUAGUGUUGGUGGUGGUAGUGUAUAGUGAUACUCUGAACUGGCACGUGCUGCAGAAUAUGUGCAUUUUUCUACAUUCCAUUGUUAAUUGAUUGUAACUGCCUAUGUCAGAAGACCUAAGACAAUGUUUGUAUGAAACUGCCUUAAUUGUGUUCACAUUGACGGGAUAAACUUUUGAAUAUCCCAUAACUUUUUUUUUUUUUAUCUAUAUGAAAUUGCAUAAAGGAAAACACUCCUCUUCCUGGAAUAUAUUUUUAUAUAAACCAUGUGUUUUCUCACAUUACACUAUAAAACAGCAGGGCUAGAGGUCUUGCAAGAGAAUAGCCUUUUUAUAUAUUAUAUAUUUAUGUAAUUAUAUAUUUGUAUAUAGAUUUGUACAAUGAAUGUGAUGUAUAGUGUAAAUAUGACAACUGCAAAUGGCAAAGUUUUUUUUAUAUUAUAUAGGGAGGGGGCAAUUCUUCAGUGACAUGAUUUUUUUUUUUUUUCUUUUUAUUAAAGAAAAAUAAAUACAAAUACA